AAAUAUACUGUGAAUACAUGUAACUAUCAAUACACACAAAUGAUCAUGAAUGAUAUUUCAUUAAAGGAAGUGCUCCAUGCUCAAAUGAUAUGGAUAUGGAAAUGCACUAUUCCUGGGACUAUGCACAACAAGAGCCUUUUCCUCAUCAUGCCCAACAAGUGGGACCAAUAUUUUUCAAGACGCCCCAGAAAUGCAAUGUGUCUGGUGUAUGUUGCGAGGGUUCAGUACCAUGGAUAUGGAGAAAAACAGCAUACAUUCAUUUUGACAACUGCAGUGGGCAAAACAAAAACAACUUUUUCUUAUGGUCUGCUCUCUGGAGAGUUCUUGUAGGACUCCAUGCUACUGUGGAAUAUUCCAUGAUGGUGGCAGGACACACUAAAUUUGAUCCAGACUGGAAUUUUGGAGUCCGGAAAGUAAAAUGGCGUUCAUCUACAGCAGAAACCAUGAAUGAUAUAGCAGACACAGUCCGUCAUUCAUCCCGCAGAGGCCAUAACAUUCCUCAGCUAGUGUCAGAUCCACAUACACCUGUGCAGUUUAGGGACUUGAAGUCGUACCUUCAAACCCUUGAAAGACAUUCAAGGCUAUCAUCAUUUGUGAGUAAGUGCAGAGACACCUGGCAUUAAUAUUGCUGAAUGUAAGGAUGUAAUUGGGCCUUUGUGUGUUAAUCUCCUGAAAGAUCAGAAUACCCUUCCCUACGUAAAUGAUCCUCUGCCUCAAGAAAUCCCAGCAUCUGGUCUUGAGCCCAAAAGGCAAUGGUACCUCUAUGAGGAAAUCCGUGAACAAUGUCUAUCACUCUCUGCUAAAGACUCAUCAUGUCCAAAACCAUUUGUACCAAAGAAAGAGGUGAAAGUUUACUCACCUGAUCAUUCUACGUCUCACUUGGGGAAAAGGAAAAGUCUUCUCCUUAGAUGAAAGGGAGAGUUAUUGUGUGUAAGAAAGAUUAGAAGUAAAAUGUAUACAUGUAGUUCCUAUUGUAUUACUUCCUGUAAUGUGUUGCUUUGAUGUACAUUUCUGUUCAUCGAAUUUUAAUUGCUCUACAACAUUUGUUGGAAUUGAUACUUUUACCAAACUGUUCACAUAAGCUGUGUCCUAUGACUAGUGUUACAAUCUCAUCAGUUAUUAAAAAAUGUGUAACAGUAUGAAAAUUGUUAACUGAUAUUUGCA
This is a messenger RNA of Saccostrea cuccullata (small rock oyster), 1164 nucleotides long. RefSeq lists its product as uncharacterized. Bases 90 to 623 code for a protein of 177 amino acids. The transcript has 3 exons. Lineage: Eukaryota; Metazoa; Mollusca; Bivalvia; Ostreida; Ostreidae. The record is from RefSeq and is a predicted model, not a curated record.